Messenger RNA from Hypoxylon fragiforme, 774 nucleotides. RefSeq lists its product as uncharacterized. The transcript is spliced from 2 exons. Lineage: Eukaryota; Fungi; Ascomycota; Sordariomycetes; Xylariales; Hypoxylaceae. Gene Ontology annotation, biological process: positive regulation of DNA-templated transcription. Gene Ontology annotation, cellular component: nucleus. Bases 1 to 774 code for a protein of 257 amino acids. Gene Ontology annotation, molecular function: transcription coactivator activity; chromatin DNA binding. The record is from RefSeq and is a predicted model, not a curated record.
AUGGAUUACGGGCUUCACGACCAGCAUGCGUCCUACAUCCUUAGUCAAAGUAACAGGGGCGAGGAGGACACUAACCUAGAUGCUAGCUGGGUCAUGCUCUCCCGGGCCGGGGAGAUAGAACCUCUACCCCAUGAAUCCAUUCUGCACAGAACGAGAGGUCGGAUAGCUCUUAACAUAACCGCCCCAAACCAGCCAGCCGGCGUCCCUCCUCUUAACAUCAAGAGUGAGAGCGGAACGGCAUACAUAACGAAUCAACGAUUAAUAUAUCUCCCAGCCAAGCCUACUGAGCAGCUCAAAUCUUUCUCAUCUAAGAUACUGGGCUGCCAGGAUAGCCGUAUGUGCUCGUCUUGGAUUGGACCAUGGUACUGGGAAGCCAUGGUGCGACCAGUCCCUGACGGCAACAUCGCGCCGGAAUUUCCAAGGGUGAAUGUCAGAUUGACUUUUAAGGAUGGCGGCUCCAGCGAAUUUGAGUCAAAAUUUGUAGAGCUUAAGGCGCGCCUUCACCAUGCGGCACAGAUCGCAGAGGAAUCAGGCCAGAGUAAUUGGGCCCAAAUCGUUCACGACGAACAGCUGCCAGAAUACAGCGGCCCCCAGGGAGGCAAUAAUCCCGUCCUACCAACUGAGGAGGCUCGCCGAGCAGAUGAGGCAGUUCAGGAGCAACAAGCCCAUCAACAAACUCCGGACGAACCUCCACCAAACUACGACGAAGCACAGGCCCAGGCAGUCACUAUGCGCUUUGACGAGCGGAUGCGGGAGGAGGCCGAAAGACAAUGA